Molecule: messenger RNA, 1503 nt
Organism: Chelmon rostratus (copperband butterflyfish)
Lineage: Eukaryota; Metazoa; Chordata; Actinopteri; Chaetodontiformes; Chaetodontidae
Product: b(0,+)-type amino acid transporter 1-like
Exons: 12
Coding region: 13-1503 (496 amino acids)
Biological process (GO): amino acid transmembrane transport
Cellular component (GO): membrane
Molecular function (GO): L-amino acid transmembrane transporter activity
Source: RefSeq, a predicted model, not a curated record
CAGCAGAUUGAAAUGGAUGAAGACCGCAUUGGGGAGAGGAAGGAGUCUCAGAACGGCUCCACUGGCCACAAAGUGGACUGUCAGGCUAAAGACAAGAAGCCUGUGAAGGCUACUGUGCUUCAAAAAGAUGUUGGCCUGUUGAGUGGCGUGUGCCUGAUUGUGGGGACAAUGAUUGGCUCGGGCAUCUUCAUUUCUCCUAAGGCUGUUCUGCUGUACUCGGGAGCUGUGGGACCCUGCCUCCUCAUCUGGGCUGCAUGUGGCGUGUUAUCCACUCUGGGAGCGCUGUGCUAUGCCGAGCUUGGCACCAUGAUCACCAAAUCAGGAGGAGAGUACCCGUAUUUAAUGGAGGCUUUUGGCUCCAUUGUAGCAUACCUUUACUCCUGGACCACCGUCAUGGUACUGAAGCCCUCCUCCUUUGCCAUCAUCACACUGAGCUUUGCAGAAUAUGCCUCCACUCCCUUCUACCCCGGCUGUACACCUCCCCUUCUCGUGACCAAGUGUCUGUCAGCAGCUGCUAUAUUGUUGAUCGUCAUCGUCAACUGUUUGAGUGUCAAGCUGGCAAGCUACGUACAAAACUUCUUCACUGCAGCCAAACUUGUCAUCAUUCUUGUUAUUGUGGGAGCAGGCAUUGUUAUGCUGGCACAAGGAAAAACAGAGACUUUCUCGAAUGCGUUCGAUGGCUCAUCGUCGUCUGUUGGAGCAAUUGGACUUGCAUUUUAUAAUGGGCUUUGGGCUUAUGAUGGAUGGAAUCAACUGAAUUUCAUCACAGAAGAGCUGAAAGACCCAUACAGGAACUUGCCACUGGCCAUCCUCAUUGGGAUCCCCCUGGUCUCUGUGUGCUAUGUGAUGGUCAACAUUGCUUACUUCACUGUUAUGACCACCACUGAACUGCUGCUGUCUCCAGCUGUUGCCGUGACUUUUGCAGACAGAGUCCUUUACCCUCUGUCGUGGAUUGUUCCUCUCUUUGUUGUCUUGUCUACAUUCGGCUCCGCCAAUGGAAGCUGCUUCACCGCUGGCAGACUGGCCUAUGUGUCCGGUCGAGGGGGUCACAUGGUGAAAAUCUUGUCCUAUAUUAGUCUGAAGCGCUACACUCCAUCCCCUGCUCUCAUAUUCAAUGGUAUGUUGGCUAUUUGCUACAUCAUCCCAGCAGACAUCAACACCCUCAUUAACUACUUCAGCUUUGCUCAGUGGGUGUUUUAUGGUCUGACAGCGCUGGCUCUCAUUGUCAUGCGCUUCACCAGGAAGGAGCUCCAUAGACCGGUAAAGGUACCGAUUGUCAUACCAGGUCUAAUGGUCCUGGUGUCCUGUUACCUAGUCCUGGCUCCCAUCAUUGAUAAGCCAGACCUGGAGUAUCUCUACUGCACCAUCUUCAUCUUCAGUGGACUUCUCCUCUACUACCCUUUUGUCUACAGGAAGGUCAAGUGGGCACGCAAACUCAUGAGACCCAUCACCAUGCAUCUCCAGCUGCUGAUGGAAGUAGUUCCUCCUGAGAAAACUGAAUGA